AAAGGGCUGGUAUUUAAAAGGCGGUAUUGUUUACUUUAAUGUCGGAUUCGCAGUUAACAGUUGCUUAUUUCCAUGCUGGGCUUAAAGGGAUGUUGACGCUGUUUUAACUCCAGAUACAGUUCCACGCUGAGAGGUGUGUGUGCCUCGUACUCCUCUUCCCGUGAAUGCCUCUCACUAUGGCUAAGAGGGAGACGGGCAGCACCAGCCCUGUGGUGCGACAGAUAGACAAGCAGUUCCUGGUCUGCAGUAUUUGUCUGGAGCACUACCACAACCCCAAAGUCCUGCCCUGCCUGCACACCUUCUGCGAGAGAUGUCUCCAGAACUACAUUCCGCCACAGUCCCUCACGCUGUCAUGCCCAGUGUGCAGGCAGACGUCCAUCCUGCCUGAGAAGGGUGUAGCAGCGCUGCAGAAUAAUUUCUUCAUCACUAACCUGAUGGAGGUGCUACAGAGAGAGGCAGAGUGCUCGCAGCUCGAGGAGCGCAGCGUUCUAGAGUCCGCCAGUGCCGCCAACUCGGCUCAGCCGCUGUCCUGUCCCAACCACGAAGGCAAGGUGAUGGAGUUUUACUGCGAGUCGUGCGAGACAGCGAUGUGUCUUGAGUGCACGGAGGGAGAACACCGCGAGCAUGUGACUGUUCCUCUGCGUGAUGUUCUCGAGCAGCACAAAGCAGCGCUCAAGGACCAGCUGGAUGCCAUUCGGAACAGGCUUCCUCAGUUGACGGCAGCCAUCGACAUCGUGAACGGGAUCUCCAGGCAGCUCUCUGAGAGGAAGAACGAGGCCAUAACUGAGAUCAGCAGCACCUUCGAGGAGCUGGAGAGAGCACUGCACCAACGCAAGAACACCCUCAUUACUGACCUGGAGAACAUCUGCAGCACCAAGCAGAAGGUGCUUCAGGCCCAGCUGGCUGCUCUCGUGCAGGGGAAGGAGAAUAUCGAGAGCAGCUGCAGCUUCACAGAACAGGCUCUGAGCCACGGCAGUGCCACCGAGAUACUGCUGGUGCAGAAGCAGAUGGGAGAGAGAGUGGCAGCGCUGGCGCGCCACGCUUUCCCCGAGCAACCGCAUGAGAACGGGCACCUGGAGUGCCAAGUGGAGACCGAGGGCCUCCGGCGCUCCAUCCAGAACCUGGGGGUUCUGAUCACCACUAGUGCUGUGGGUCACACCAGUGUGGCUACAGGCGAGGGACUGCGGCAUGCCGUGGUGGGACAACACACCACUGUUACUGUUACCACCAAGGACAAGGCCGGGGAGUUGGUGAAGACAGGAAGUGCAGCUCUCAUUGCUCAGAUCACUGCGCCUGACGGCUCCGUCACUGAUGCCGAGGUGACAGACAACAAGAACGGCACGUACGAGGUGGGCUACACGCUCUCCAGUGAGGGCGAGUUCUCCUUCUCCUUGCUGCUGUAUGGCCAGGCUGUGAGGGGAAGCCCAUUCCGCCUGCGCGCCGUCAAAGCCAGCGACGCACCACACUCCCCCGAAGAUGUCAAGAGACGUGUGAAAUCUCCUGCAGGAGGAGGAGGAGGGGCUCACGUCCGUCAGAAAGCACUGCGUCGUCCAGCCAGCAUGUAUAGCACCACCAAGAAGAAGGAGAACCCCAUCGAGGAUGAGCUCAUCUAUCGAGUGGGAUCGAGAGGGCGUGAGCGUGGAGAGUUCUCCAACCUUCAGGGCAUCUCGGCAUCAACCAAUGGACGUAUAGUGGUGGCUGACAGCAACAACCAGUGCGUACAGGUGUUCUCGAAUGAUGGUCAGUUCAAGCUGCGCUUCGGUGUCCGAGGUCGUUCGCCAGGUCAGCUGCAGCGUCCCACCGGUGUGACCGUGGACAUGAACGGGGACAUCAUCGUAGCAGACUAUGAUAACAGAUGGAUCACGAUCUUCUCUUCUGAUGGAAAGUUUAAAAGUAAAAUUGGAGCAGGAAAGCUGAUGGGACCCAAAGGAGUCGCCGUGGACAAAAAUGGUCAUAUUAUAGCUGCAGACAACAAAGCCUGCUGCGUCUUCAUCUUUCAGUCCAACGGCAAACUGGUGACCAAAUUUGGAGCCAAAGGGACAUUAGACAGGCAGUUUUCAGAUAAAAUUACUCCAACCACCCCAACAGAGCCAAAGCUCAGUAAAUCGGGCCCCGCCUUCAGUCCUCAUUUUGUUGCUGUGAACAACAAGAAUGAAAUAGUAGUGACAGAUUUCCACAAUCACUCUGUUAAGGUGUAUAACGCAGAUGGCGAGUUCCUGUUUAAGUUCGGUUCUCAUGGAGAAGGGAACGGCCAGUUUAACGCUCCCACAGGAGUGGCAGUGGAUGGGAACGGAAACAUCAUUGUUGCAGACUGGGGUAACAGCAGGAUACAGGUGUUUGACAGCUCAGGCUCGUUCCUGUCCUACAUCAACACUUCAGCAGACCCGCUGUAUGGCCCUCAGGGUCUGGCCCUCACCUCCGAAGGACACGUGGCCGUGGCGGACUCGGGGAACCACUGCUUUAAAGUCUACCGUUACCUGCAGUAGGAAUCCCAUCGAGGAUCAUCCAGCAAAAGUAUUGUACAUGUGUAAUUUUUUUUUUCUUUCUUUUUUUCUUUUGCACACCACAAAGGCCCCGGCCACUGAAACAACCUUGAUUCAAUUUGAAUCGAAUUUCAAGCAGGGUCUGACGUUAAUCCCUCAUCGACGUCGCACUGAUUUGAAUCGAUUGUGAAUGACGAAUUAAAUCCAAAUGAAACGAGACAGCAUUACCAACAUAAGAGAGUAAUAACAAUCACAGCACUCUGAGAAGUGUUCGUGAAGGCAGCUACUCUUCAGCUUUUACACUUUAUCAACAUGUUGGUUUACGAUGAUCAAACUAAUUAAUUAUGACAUUUUCAGUGGUGUGAAAUUCCUUAAUUAUCAACAAGCUGUCGGGGGGGGGGAACGUACUGUGAAAACAAGCCAUUUUCUAUUAAGCUAACUUGACUUGUGCAUACGUUAAUGCAUCUGGAUCAUAUAUAUCAUGUGCAUUCACAAUGCUUCAGUAGGAUAAAGCUUCAAAUGGCAGUGUUUCAGCUCUUAAUGUACAGGUAGAGGACAAGCAGCUUCUAGUUCUAACGCUCAUCUGCCUUAAAGAUCUCUGAGUAUAUCUGACCAGGGUGUCGGCCAUAUCACAGCACAACUCUAGGCAUAGUGAAGGACGUUUUUUAAUUUAUUUUAUUUUGUAUACAGUGUUAUGAUUUACACAUUGCUGUUGCUGUUGUUUUUUUUUUUUUUUAUAAUUUCUGCAAUCUUUAUCUGCAAAUGCCUCGACAUACAGUAGAUGCUACUGCAUGAACCGCUUCAGUGUAGGAAGGAAACGUAUCACCAAACAUGAAUGGUGCAUAUCCUCGAGACCAAAAAAACAACCACCCCAAAACAGUUUGUGCCAAGAGUACAAUUGAGCCAAGAGACUAUUAGAGGUGUUAACAGUUUUGCUUCGAAAGUUUAGUAGCAAAUCAUAAAACUCUAGAAUCCACCAUUUCCACGUUGCAAGCUCGGCAUAAUUUUUUUAAUAUUAAAUCCCUGCAAUUUUACGAGCAGUUGAAAAGGAAAAGCCGUGGAAAAUGCAUUUCCUCAUCCGGAGCCAUGGGGAGUUGAUUUAUGGGGUUGAUUUUGUGCCAAAAGGACAAAAAUCCACAUGCAAAAUCUUAUCACAAUCAAAUAUAAAUGAUAGAUAGAUAAAUAUAUAAAUCUUUAAUAGAUAACUAACCCAUCUUCGACUCGUUCAGUAUCAUGCUAGCUGAAUGGAAUAUAUCUGAUAUACCACUCAACACCAGCCAAUGUUAUUUAAAUCUGUCACUCAGAUCCGUGACGUACUGUGUUUUUCGUAUGAAAAAUGCGAGUUUCAGUACGAGAAAAUAAACUUCAUGUCUUCAA
Messenger RNA from Neoarius graeffei (lesser salmon catfish), 3860 nucleotides. It is a transcript of the gene trim3a, whose product is annotated as tripartite motif containing 3a. The transcript has 14 exons. Lineage: Eukaryota; Metazoa; Chordata; Actinopteri; Siluriformes; Ariidae. Gene Ontology annotation, biological process: protein polyubiquitination; negative regulation of translation; proteasome-mediated ubiquitin-dependent protein catabolic process. Bases 165 to 2486 code for a protein of 773 amino acids. Gene Ontology annotation, molecular function: zinc ion binding; translation repressor activity; protein binding. The record is from RefSeq and is a predicted model, not a curated record.